Messenger RNA from Talaromyces stipitatus ATCC 10500, 1273 nucleotides. Its product is annotated as uroporphyrinogen decarboxylase. The transcript is spliced from 4 exons. The record is from RefSeq and is a predicted model, not a curated record. Gene Ontology annotation, biological process: heme biosynthetic process. NCBI's taxonomy places the organism in Eukaryota, Fungi, Ascomycota, Eurotiomycetes, Eurotiales, Trichocomaceae. Gene Ontology annotation, molecular function: uroporphyrinogen decarboxylase activity. Gene Ontology annotation, cellular component: cytosol. Bases 119 to 1210 code for a protein of 363 amino acids.
GCAGAUGGCUCCGACGAAGCCUGACUGACAUAUGUCCGGUCAAUCGUAUUCCAGAAUUUACGAUAGCUCACUCCGAUAGUAACCUCCGAACAACCUAGGGAAAAGCUACAUACACAAAAUGCAAGAGCAGUUCGAGCCAUUGAAGAAUGAUCUCCUAUUGAGGGCCGCCAGAGGCGAAACCGUUGAGAGACCACCGGUUUGGGUGAUGAGACAAGCCGGCCGGUACCUGCCCGAGUAUCAUGAAGCCAAAGGAAACCGCGACUUCUUCGAAUGCUGUCGAUCGCCCGAAAUUGCCUCCACACUCACUUUACAACCCGUUGAGCGAUAUGCAGGACUCAUCGAUGCAGCGAUUAUCUUCUCCGAUAUCCUCGUAAUCCCCCAAGCAAUGGGAAUGAUUGUCGAAAUGAUCGAUAAGAAAGGCCCGUCGUUCCCCGAACCUCUGAUCUCUCCGGAUGACGGACAAUACGAGAAAAUACUGAAGAAAGAUGUCGAUGUUAAGAAAGAAUUGGAUUAUGUCUACAAGGCUAUCACAUUGACCCGGUUCAAGUUGAAGGGGCGGGUCCCCCUGAUCGGGUUUUGUGGUGCACCAUGGACUCUCCUUUGCUAUAUGGUAGAAGGCGGCGGCACGAAAUUGUUCAUCCAGUCCAAGAAAUGGAUCUACAAAUACCCCAACGAAAGCAAGGCGAUGUUACAGAAGAUUGCAGAGAUAUGCGUUGAGUAUCUCGCUUUGCAGGUUGCUGCUGGCGCACAACUGGUGCAAGUAUUUGACUCGUGGGCCGGGGAAUUGUCGCCUGCUACGUUCAAAGAGUUCGCUUUGCCUUACCUCCGGCAUAUUUCUCAGCAUCUGCCGAAGCGUUUACAAGAGCUCGGUUUGGAGCGUGUACCCAUGACCGUCUUUGCGAAGGGUGCUUGGUAUGCACUUGAUGACCUCUGCGAGAGUGGAUACAACGUUGUCGGGUUGGACUGGUUGCAUGAUCCUGCUGAGGCAUAUAGUGUGGCUCGAGGUCGUGUGGCGUUGCAAGGUAAUGCUGAUCCUGGUAUUCUGUAUGGUGAUCGAAAUGCUAUUACCAAGACUGUCGAGAAUAUGGUCAAGGGUUUUGGGGGAGGGAAGAAGGGAUGGAUUGCUAAUCUUGGUCAUGGAAUUACUCCAUUCGUCAAUCCGGACGACCUGAAAUUCUUCUUCGAAGAGAUUCAUAGACACUUUCGGUGAGAAAAGUUUUAUAUGAUUUAGUAGAAUAAGAUGAUGAAGAAAAAGAACCUCGCCACGCUACAA